UUUAUGUAUAAUUUUUAAAAUGAUUUUGAACCAUUUGAAAAUAAUUUUACUGAGCUGCUUGAUUGUUGUCAAAUGUUUGGAUGUUGACCCAGCUAAAACAAAAGUUUUUGGACUAGGCUUGCAUCCUGAAAAAGCUGUAUAUCCAGUGAGAUAUUUUUUCAUUGAAGCUUAUGAUUCUGCUGGUAUAAGAUUGAACCACUCAGUGGGUGAGAAGGCCUUCAGUGUGCAAGUAGAGGGCGAUGUUGACUCGGGCACCUACUGUAGGGUUUGGGUGCAGGUUCUGGAUAGAUAUGAUGGCUCUUAUAUUGUCAGGUACCGGACAUACCAGACAUGCCACAACAUGCGUAUCAAUGUUCUCUACCUAAGUCAACAUGUCUCAGACUCACCCUAUAAAAUUUCUGAGCCAGUGUAUCCAGAGAGCUGCUACUGCCCUGAAGGGACCCUGGAGGAGUGGCUGACAGUGGCAGGUUGUCCAGCAUCUGUGCCGCAGGUGGAGGAAGACCUCGCACCCUUCCCUGCCGUGCACUUCAGUGAAGUGCUCAGAGAGGCCAAGGACCGAUACUACAGACCUGCAGCUCGCAGCUUCUGUCAUUAUGUAGUUAAGACAAAUGAGAUAUACCGCCACUGUUAUGGCCAGCACGUCGACUUCAAGAUGUUCAUGGACAACAUGCUGCUAUCUAUGGCGCGCAAGAUGGUCCUGCCUGACACCGAGUUCAUCAUCAACCUUGGCGAUUGGCCACUGGUCGAGAAAAAGCAGUUGCCGCCUAUACCCGUGUUCUCGUGGUGCGGGUCAGACGACACGGCCGACAUCGUGUUGCCAACUUAUGACAUUACCGAGACCACGCUAGAGAUGAUGGGCAGACAUGAUCACAACACCUGCCACCUGUUUGGCUGCUCGGAACUGGUCACGCCCUUGUCGCCCCUGGUUUUGUGGGACUCUCCCAUCGAGGCGGCGGGGCUGUUAGCGCGCUGGGGAGAGAGAGUGACGCUGGAUAUGUUAUCGGUGCAGAGCAACAACGCGGUGCCCUGGAGCAAGAAGAAACCCAUUGCCUUCUGGCGCGGUCGCGAUUCUCGUCAGGAGCGUCUUGACUUGAUAAGUCUUGCUCGGGAUCACCCUGACCUCUUCAACGUCUCCCUUACUAACUUCUUUUUCUUUCGCGACCAGGAGGAACAGUAUGGGCCGAAACAAAAACAUGUUUCAUUUUUUGAAUUUUUCAAUUACAAGUACCAGAUAAACAUAGACGGCACGGUGGCAGCCUACAGGCUGGGCUACCUCUUGGGCGGUACUGGUGUCGUCCUGAAGCAAGACUCUUCUUAUUACGAGCACUUCUACAAGCAGCUGAAGCCCAACGUCCAUUACUUGCCCUUCAAGAGAGAUCUCUCAGAUCUUGUCCAAAAGAUUGAAUGGGCUCGUGCCAACGACGACGCCGUGCUUGCAAUGAGCAAAGCUGGUCGGCAGUUUGUGCUUGAGAACCUCAUGCCUAAGGACAUCUUCUGCUACCAUGCUGUAUUGCUUCAGAAGUGGUCGCAGCGCUUGACGGAGAAGGUUGUCAUUCGGCCAGGCAUGGACCACGUGGCGCGAGAGGACAACGAGAAGCGCUUCGGCAGUUGUCAGUGUCACAGACUGUUGGGUCACGAUGAGCUAUGAUCCCACGAUGAGCUCGGAUGCUCGUUAUGAACAAACCAAAGUAAAUCGAUUCAUCUCGAGGAACUUACCAUAAUUAACAUUUUUUAACAUACCUUUAACUAUAUAUUGGUGUCUCGUUAGAUUGCGCCUUACCAAUUUAAAUACACGAAACUCCAUACUAGCAACAACGAACUAGUUUAUUUUUAGUUUCUUUAGUAUGUCUUUUAUUUCUUGGUUCAUUCAUGUAUAAUUUUAUUAGAUAUUUAAUACUAUAUUUUAAUAUUGCUGAUCAGGGUAAGCUUUAUCUACGUAAUUUAUUCAGUUCAUUUGGAUAAUUUUACUUAGUUCUGGUGUUGAGUCUAUGAGAGACAGAAUUGAUGCCACUAAAAUAAUUUUUUUAUGUCCGAUUUAGGUUAUGAUUUUAUGUCUUGAACAUUUUACUGAGAAUCUAAAGCAAUAAAAAGGCCAAGUAAAUUCGCCAUAUCUUCAUUGUUUCAUUAAGAAACGUUUUUAUUAAAGAUAUGGUGGAUUUAUGUGGCAUUUUCAUUGCUCUUAAAUUCUCUUUGAACUUGCAAUUUAAGUAGAUUGAUAAUACAAGUAUUUUUAUACGAUAUAACAUGUUGACAUUGUAUUUUGUAUUGUUAUCAUUACUCAAAUAUUAAGUACAAAACCUUGGUCAUACGAACUGCGCAUUUUCAAUCAGAAACUUACAUCAUUAUUACUUAGGCUUUAACAACGUGGUGCUUCCAAUUUUCUUGUGAUGUGAAUCAUUAACCUCUUGAAUCCUAAUGUUAAUGUUGUGAGGUAGAUCUGAAUAGCUCCUAUAUCCACCUGAUGUGUUUUACUGCGGUUUUUGUGCCCGAUUCUGAAAUAAAAGAGAUCAGAUAUCCCAAUAAAUUUUCAUUUUACUAGUGAGUGACACAUGUAUUUGACACAUUGAACUUAUGAAACUAUAGGAUAUAUACCGGGUACGUCGUUUCCAUUUAUGUAGCCGCAAUAUUUUAUUUUCUUGGUCCAUUCAAAUGUUUGAAUCUCCUUAUUUCUUAUGCUGUUAUAUUCAAGAUUUUUCAGUAUAUAUUGAUACUAACAGAUAGCUUUUUUUGUGACAUAUUGUUGAGUCUAUAGUGAAAAAACUCAUUAAACUUGAGUACGCCUGCCGGAUAGAUAUUGUAAGUACCGUACGGUAAAGCUUAAGCGAGGCCUGGAGGCUGGUUGACAAAAUUACAAAAUUGACUGGCGUUAUUGCGCAUCUUUCUUUUGUAGUGACGGGAGGUAGAAUCGGUAGAAACAAGAGAAUUUAUAUAAUCGGUUAAUUUUUAAUGUCCUUAUCUUCUUAAUAUUUCAAUCAAUUUGUUAUGUAUGAUAACGCUGGUAUGUAUGAUACUUACAAUGUUCUCCUUUGCCACUAUGACAGGAGCCAUCAUGUGACAGUUUCAUUUCUGCUUGCAAGCUGAUUAAUUAUGCUUGUAUAUCUCACUGAGGUUGUCUCGUGAGAUAUACUGUAGUGUUACACAUUUUACGAGUUUUAUUUUCUAAUAAAAUUAUAACUUUCUCGCUACCUUGGCAA
Hyalella azteca is the source of this 3194-nucleotide messenger RNA. RefSeq names its product protein O-glucosyltransferase 2. Gene Ontology annotation, cellular component: endomembrane system. The record is from RefSeq and is a predicted model, not a curated record. Lineage: Eukaryota; Metazoa; Arthropoda; Malacostraca; Amphipoda; Hyalellidae. The transcript is spliced from 11 exons. The coding region runs from base 20 to 1648 and encodes 542 amino acids. Gene Ontology annotation, molecular function: glucosyltransferase activity; protein binding.